AUGGCCAAAGGAAAGAAGAUACAUGUGAAAAAAGAACCAGGUCUUGCUACAUCGAAUGACUUGGUCCCUAUAGAUCCGUUGUCGACAUCAGAAGUAACUGCAACCGUAAAAGAUGAACCGAGCCAGGCCAACGAUUCGACCAACGAAUCUACUACGUCAAAUGAUAAAUUUCCCUCUUUCUCAAAUGUUAAAAAUGUCACAAACCCGACAUUUAAUUCUCGAGGACGAGGCCGAGCUUAUAGACCAAAUGGCAGCCGAAAACCGUUCAGAGUUUUCGUUCCAAAACAAACCGAGUCAAGUCCUCCUGAGACACUAAUAACAAAGGAAUACAAAAUUUCGCCUGAAAACAUAUUAUGUUUCUUCGGCACUGGCCACUUCAUUUCUGCGCUUUUUCCCUCCCAAAUAACUCUUGAUGGAAACGAAUAUAACUCGGUUGAGCAUUAUUAUCAAGCAUGCAAGCUUUUCACUCUGGCCGGAAAAGAAGCUGCUGCUCAAACUAAGACGGCUUCGACUCCGCUUGAAGUGAAGCAAAUCGCGAAACGGUUGUUGCAAAAUGUGCCUAAAUACAAAGUCGAUGAAUGGAAAAAUACCUAUAGCGUAUCGAUUCUAAAGCAUGCAAUUUUGAACAAAUUCCAGCAAAAUGAAGAGUUACAGAAAAAGCUUUUGGACACUGGAGAGAAGAUUUUAAUUCAAAGUUAUCAUGGUGACUCAUUUUACGCUGUUGGUGCAAAUGAUAAGUACACUAUAGCAUGGGCGCAAAGAAACAAAGACAAAGUUAUUAAGGUUCCAUUUGAUUUGGGCCCGGAUAAUUUCAAAUACGUUCCUGUCAUUUGUUACGGAAAAAAUUUAUUGGGUUUCAUCACAAUGCAAGUUCGCGACGAAAUUCGUUUGAAGAAAAACGAAAUUUAA
Messenger RNA from Caenorhabditis bovis, 909 nucleotides. NCBI's taxonomy places the organism in Eukaryota, Metazoa, Nematoda, Chromadorea, Rhabditida, Rhabditidae. The record is from the annotation of a GenBank genome assembly.